Messenger RNA from Tetrahymena thermophila SB210, 3675 nucleotides. RefSeq names its product cation channel family protein. Lineage: Eukaryota; Ciliophora; Oligohymenophorea; Hymenostomatida; Tetrahymenidae. The transcript has 4 exons. Gene Ontology annotation, molecular function: voltage-gated potassium channel activity. The record is from RefSeq and is a predicted model, not a curated record. Gene Ontology annotation, biological process: potassium ion transmembrane transport; regulation of membrane potential.
AUGUCAGAUAUUUAAAGAUCAGACUCUUUUUAAAAUUCUUAAAAGAGCGAUUAGCAUUAAAAUAACUAUUAUUGCAAUUAAUAAGACAGCAACAUAGAGGACAUAAAAAGCAAAAUAUCAAAUCAAUAUUCUGUAGAUAAUAGAGAUUAUUAUGAUUUGUAUAUAAAAAGAGAUAGUAUUGCAGAUGAUAAUGGUUUUGAAGACAUUAAUUAAUUCAAUAAAGAUCUCAAUAAUUAAUCUCUUACAGAUUCCAACAAAAAUAAUGGCAAGUAAAACAAUUAGGAAUUAUUAAUUGACUUGAGCUUAAACUCAUCAAUAUUAAAUGCAACUAAAAACCCUUAUAUGGUGAAGGCAUUAUAGAAAUUAUCUAAAAGAGAUUCAACAAAAUUGCAAUCUCCCAUUUCUGUUGCUACUAAAACAGGGAUAAGAGUUAUGAAAAAUAGAAAUGGAAGUCUGCUAAUUGAAAAAGAGUCUUCUCCUAAGAGAGUUAGUGGAGAAAACUAUGAAAGUUUUUUUAAAUAUAUGGCAGCUUCUGGCUAGGAAUGUCAAGAUUGCUCUUUAAAUAACUAAUAGAAUCAAACAAUCUUAAAUUAAACACAAUUCGAUUUUACAGUUCAAGGUGGGGAAGAUGCUAUAAAAUAUGAAGUCAAUGCAUGUAAUGAUACUGUUUAAGAAGGGAUUUGCAAUUAAUUUCCAAGUUAACAUGUGCUUAGAAAAGAGGGAACCAUGCUUUAGAGAUAAGCCUAAAAAGAAAUAAAAAUUAAAAAAAUUCUUUCAGAUUUUAAUAAGCUAAAUAACAUUAAGAAGUUUGUAAAAAAGAUGACGAGUCUUUCACCCUAGUACAAUUAUAGAAGAUUAAGAGAUUUUCACUUUGAAGUAAUUGGAGAUGUUAUUUAAGUAAUAACUUCUAAAAUAUAUAAUGAAAGAUUUAAUUUAGCUACCUUCAUAUUAAAGCCUAAUGAAAUAUUCUCUAUAAUGUGGGAAGUAUUUGAAAUAUUAUUCAUUUUUUUUCAUGUAAUUGCUUUCGGAUUUCGCUUCGGCUUUGGAAUUGUGCUUAAUUACUACAUUAAAAUAUUUUCUAUUUGUUUCUUAUUAGCUGAUUUAAUAAUAAUAAUUAAUACUGGAUACUAUCAAGGAGUAGAAAUAGUUACAACAAGAGUUAAAAUUAUUAAAUACAAUUUAUUUAAUAUAAGUAUGAUUUUAUUGUCUUUAAUUGCUUUAGUUUUUAAUGAUCAAGGACCGUUAGAACUUGUUUUUAUUUUUAGAAUUAAGUGGCUAUACCAAUCUUAUUAUCAUUUUGAAUAAAACUUUUAGCUUAAAUAAAAGCAUCCUGUUAGUGAAACACUUUUAAGGCUUUUUAUAAUUAUUAUUUUAUUAGCUCAUUAUAAUGCUUGUGGUUACUUUUUUUUUAGCUAGAAUUAUAAUAGUUCAGAUCAAACUUGGCUCUAAUUUUACAAUUUAUAAAAUUAAGAUUGGGAAAUUUAAUAUAUAACAGCACUUUACUUUUCUUUUAUUACUAUGGUCACAGUUGGUUAUGGUGACAUAGUACCUAAGACGGUUAACGAAAGAAUUUACGUUAUAUUUUUUGUCCUUAUUUCUGCUAUAACAUUUGCAUAUGUUGUCAAUACAAUAGGUGCUUUAUUUUAAGAGUUAUCUCGAUAAGAGGGAAAAUAUAAUUAAAAGAAGUUUGAAAUUGUCAAUUACAUGGAGGAAAGGAAAAUUUCAAAAUCAAUUUAAAUUUCAGUUGUUAAAUUUUUAGAGUUUACAAUCAAAUAAGAAAAAGAGCUUUAGUAUUCGUUAUCAGGAGAGAAUUUCUUGUAAUCGAUACCCUAGAAACUCCGAUAACAAGUUUAUUAAGAAUAUUAUGGAAGAAUAUUGCAAGAAAUUAAACUUUUUAGUAUGAAUUUCUCAAAAGAUUUUUUGUAAUCACUGUCUGUUUUAAUGAAAGAAAAAACUUAUGGGCCUGGCGAAGAAAUCUUUAAAUAAGGAGAGAAAAACAGUAAUUUUUUUUUUAUCAACAAAGGAUAAAUUGAAUUUGAUAUUGAGGUUUAAGGUAAAAAUAAUAUUUCCUUAGGUUUUCUGAAGAAAGGAGACUCAUUUAACCACUAAGGACUCUUUGUUGAUAAAAUACACGAGGUGACUGCUAGGUGCAAAUAGAUAACAUAAAUCAUAUUUCUCAAUCAAGAGGACUUUUAGAGGAUACUUAAACAAAAUAAAGAUGAAUAUGAGAAAUAUUGCAUGAUAAGAGAUAAAUAUUUGUAAGAAAGUAUAACAUUAGGAGAGCAAUGCUUAUCCUGUUUAAAUUACAGCCAUUCAGUGCUUAACUGUAACUUGAUCAGAUACAUGCCGAAUAAACCUAAUCUUAUUGCUAAAGAGCAAUAUAAUAUUCCUGUUUUAAAUAGAUGUAAGAAGAAAAGAUUUCUUGAAAAAAAGUAAAACUCUCUAGUUAAUAACUAAGAAGUUAAACAAGCACUUCGAUUACUCAGAAUCUAGCUUACAUAUAUGAUUAUGGGAGAUAGAUUAGGAACUUUCUAAGAUUUAAUUAAUAGAAAUUUUAGUGAUAAUUAAUUUUUCAGAUAUUUUCCUCAACUACAGAUGAAUUCUGAUAAAUACAUUGAAAUUAAUUCUAUGGAGGAAUUAAAAUAUUCAUUCGAAGACUUAGAUACUGAGUCUUUAAUUUUUCAGAAUCCUCCAACUGUUUGUCUUCAAAAUAACCAAAUAAAUUAAGGUAACAAUUUAAGUGGAAGUAAAGAAUCAAAUUAUAUUGAUAACAUUUUACUCAAGGUGGCUAAAACUCAAAAUAAUGAUUAAUAAAAUUUUUAAUCUUUAUAAGCUUAGCAAAUUAAUGAAUAAGUAGAUAUUAUCCUUUCCCCACUAAAGAAAAACCUUUGGAAUAACUUGACUGUAACCUCAGAUUUAGAACAAGAUGAUGAAAGUCAAAAAAGCUCAUCUGAUAAAGACUUAUCAAGCUAGCGAGAUAAAAUAGACAAAUGUAUAAUGAAAAUGCCAAGCUUAAAGACAAGUGCCAAAGAGAUUAACCAAAAUCCUCAGCUAUAGUAAUAGAAAUAAUAAGUAAAUCGGAGAAUAUCUAUAAUGACUCACAAUCCUAUUUUAAUUCAGCAGUAAGCAAACUCAAAUCAAGAUAUCUAUAGCACAAAUACAGACUUAGUGUAGAUGUAAUAAAAUAACAAUAAUAAUAUGACCUUAUUAUAGAUCAUUAAUUAAUUGUAAAUGAUACUACAUAAUUCUCAGAAUUAAAAUCAAAAUCUUUCAGUUUAAUAAAACUAAAACUAAUUGUUUAGCAACUAAAAUAAAAAAAAUAAUAUUGUAUCAAUGACGUAAAUAAAAAUAGAUCCUUAGCCAAGUAUAAUAUCAUAAAAAGGUUAGUUUAUGCAUAGUUUUAAUAUUAUACCUUCAGAAGGAUAGUAAAAUCAAUAAAAUCAUAAUUAAAAUAAUUAACAAAAUAAUAAUUUAAUUAAUUCUGCUGGUCUCGUCCACAAUUAUCCUAAUAGUGAAAAGCAUGAAAAAUUUUAAUAACUUUGUGAUUUUGAUUUGAUUAAAGAGUAUAAAUAUUAUUUUCCCUUUAUGAAUUACUCACAAACCAUCUUUAACUAUAACUAAAGCCAAGAUAUUACAUAUAAGAGGAAAUGUACUUAACUUAAUAAGAAAUAAUGA